Daphnia carinata is the source of this 802-nucleotide messenger RNA. RefSeq names its product peptide methionine sulfoxide reductase-like (gene MsrA). NCBI's taxonomy places the organism in Eukaryota, Metazoa, Arthropoda, Branchiopoda, Diplostraca, Daphniidae. Gene Ontology annotation, biological process: cellular response to oxidative stress. Gene Ontology annotation, molecular function: peptide-methionine (S)-S-oxide reductase activity. Gene Ontology annotation, cellular component: cytoplasm. The record is from RefSeq and is a predicted model, not a curated record. The transcript has 6 exons. Bases 1 to 621 code for a protein of 206 amino acids.
AUGAAAUUUCAACUGAGACAGCUUCAUUUGGAAUGUCCUGAUUUUGGUUUCCUGAGGCACAGUUGUGCCUCAGGUGUGAUCCGUACUCGCGUAGGAUUCAGUGGGGGCACCAAGCCAAACCCAACAUAUAGGAGUCUUGGAGACCAUACAGAAACAACUGAAGUUGUAUAUGAUCCAACCAAAACUAACUACUCCAACCUCCUUACUAUGUUCUGGAAAAACCAUGAUGCCACCCAGAAGUGUACAAGACAGUACAUGUCUGCUGUUUUUUACCAUAAUGAAGAGCAAAAACGUUUAGCGAUGGAAUCAUUGGAAAAGGCGCAAAAGAGCAUAACAAAGCCAAUUCAAACACAGAUUUUGGAGGCCUCUACUUUCUAUGAAGCCGAAGACUAUCACCAAAAAUAUUUGUUGCAACAGCACCCGUGGCUUAUGAACGCUUUAGAUAUUGAGCCAGGUCCUGAACUUAACCAGUCAUACGUUGCAACUCGUUUGAAUGGCUACAUUGGCGGUUACGGAACUCUGGCAAACUUUGAAGCCGAAUUGCCGAAUUUGCAUCUUAGUGAUAAAAUCGCGGACUACGUAAGGCGCGCAAUGCAAAACGGAAAUCGUGUUAAUUGCUAGUAUGCAUUGUUUAUAUAUAGUUACAUCAUAUAUAUUUUUUGCUCGAAAUUCGCUGGCGAAGUGCGUAUGAUUCGAGCAGAAUUACCUUGUUCUCAAGUUUCUGCUCGUUGAUGGUUUUCGCAUUUUUGAUUUCAGCCAAAAUUUCAACACAAAGAAUACAUAUUGACUGGGCCAUAUUAAA